CAGGUACACGGCCGGGAGCCGCUCUGGAACCAGGAAGCUGCGACAAAGGCGGAGUUGAAAACAUUUACAGGGCCGCGAUGGGCGUGUGCGAUGGCCUCUCGCGCUGUAAGCUAGCGCUGGCCUUUGCUGUGCUGAUGGACCUCCUGGGCGUGGUGGCCCUCCUGCUGGGGGUCUUUGCCCGGCUGGAGAUCAAGGGACGAGACUUUGGGGACUUGCUGGUCUACACAGGAGCGCUGUUCGUGCUGAUGUCCCUGGCUGGCUGGGUUCUGUGGUACAGCGGGAACAUCGAGGGUCUGACCUCCAAGCGAGAGCUGGGACACAUUAACAGCGCCGUCGACAGGCUGGCGCGAAACCUCAGCCGCAAGAUACGCACGUACAGAAGCAACCGCUGAGGCCCGGUCCAGCGCCCGCCGUGUGCCAGUGUUACAAGCAAAUGUCCGCAACAUCUCAGUCGAACGUUUCAUGUUACUUUUUUUUGUACUUUUUAAAUAAACACCU
Molecule: messenger RNA, 498 nt
Organism: Synchiropus splendidus (mandarinfish)
Lineage: Eukaryota; Metazoa; Chordata; Actinopteri; Syngnathiformes; Callionymidae
Gene: tmem238a
Product: transmembrane protein 238a
Exons: 3
Coding region: 78-392 (104 amino acids)
Source: RefSeq, a predicted model, not a curated record